This is a messenger RNA of Solanum lycopersicum (tomato), 992 nucleotides long. RefSeq names its product ethylene response factor B.12 (gene ERF-B12). Gene Ontology annotation, biological process: ethylene-activated signaling pathway; regulation of DNA-templated transcription. The record is from RefSeq and is a predicted model, not a curated record. Gene Ontology annotation, molecular function: DNA-binding transcription factor activity; DNA binding. Lineage: Eukaryota; Viridiplantae; Streptophyta; Magnoliopsida; Solanales; Solanaceae.
UAAAUUUAGGAAAGCCACCAUCAGCCUCGUUGCCACACAUGACUCUAACCCCAACCUUUAUGUGGAAGAAGUCAAAAUCGGUCAAUGGUCAAAUAUGACUACGACAUCUAUCUAUUUAUUGAAAAUAAAAUAAAUAAUAGUCAUAUCCAUGCAUAUAUAUACACUUAAACAUCCACACACACUUUAGCACGUUACAUUAUAUUCACCUACAAAUUAAUAAAAACUUAGAAAGGGUGACCAAGUCGAUGGAGAACGAAGAUCAAAGAGGGAGAAGAGAGAACAAAUAUCGAGGCAUACGACGAAGACCAUGGGGUAAAUAUGCUGCUGAGAUACGUGAUCCUAAUAGGAAUGGUGCACGUCUAUGGUUAGGUACUUUUGAAACAGCUGAAGAAGCGGCUAGAGCUUAUGAUAGAGCCGCGUUUUCUCUAAGGGGUCAUCAAGCCAUUCUCAACUUCCCUAAUGAUGGACAUUAUCAUAUCAAUAAUAAUACUAAUGUACCUCUAGGUGUUGGACCAAGCUAUAACACGCCAUCUACAAUGGGGAACAAUAUGAACAUGUCCUCUUCUUCUUCUGCUUCGGCUUCUGCUUCUGCUUUUUCUGAUGAUAGACAUGAUCACGGAGAGAAGGUUGAGUUUGAGUAUUUGGAUAACAAUCUUCUAGACGAACUUCUUGCUUCACAAGUUCAUCGCCAUGAUAAUAAACGUCCUAAGUUUUAGAUUGCUUCCAAUUGCUUGAAAUUAAUGUUCUUAUUGAUUUGUUACUUAAUUACCAUUUUAUUGUCUUGUUAUUUCCAAUUUCUUUAAUUUUACGUCCAACUUGCUCUAAUUUGCUAUAUCUCAUGUUAGUAUUUUCAUCAUCCUCAUUUCUUUCUUUAUAUAUAUGUAAUCAUAAUUUAAGAGGAUAACCCCUAAGUUAAUUAAAAGGAAGUGGUUCUCUGUGUCCAAAUAAAAUAAACGUAUUGGCAACAAUAAGAAAUUAAAAUGACAGAUUUG